This is a messenger RNA of Lactuca virosa, 685 nucleotides long. NCBI's taxonomy places the organism in Eukaryota, Viridiplantae, Streptophyta, Magnoliopsida, Asterales, Asteraceae. The record is from the annotation of a GenBank genome assembly.
AAAGCUACCUCGAUCCCCAUAACCCCUUUUCUAUCUCCCUCUUCAUUUUCAUUUUCUCUCUCUACACCGCAGAAAACUCAUGGAGGCCCGCCUGAAAACCUCUGUCGCCGCCGCCACAUCCAUGAACAUUUCCACACCGACAGAAGAAUCUGAUUACUCAAACUCCCAUUCACCUCCAUCGUCUCCUCUGGCACAUCCGGUGGUGCUCAGCCCUUGUGCCGCCUGCAAGAUUCUCAGACGACGGUGCAUCGAGAAAUGCAUGUUGGCACCCUACUUCCCACCCACUGACCCCCAUAAGUUCACCAUUGCACAUCGCGUAUUCGGAGCUAGUAACAUCAUCAAGUUAUUGCAGGAACUUCCGGAGUCUCGUAGAGCAGAUGCUGUUAGCAGUAUGGUGUAUGAAGCAAAUGCAAGGCUUAGAGAUCCUGUGUAUGGAUGUGCAGGAACAAUUUGUCAGCUUCAGAAGCAAUUAAGUGCGCUCCAAGCAGAAUUAGCGAAAACACAAGCAGAGGUGGUGAAUUUGCAAUGUCGGCAAUCCAAUUUUCUGACACUAAUCCGUAUGCAAAUGGAUCAACAAGCACCACCAGUUUCGCCACCACAACAUCAACAAACACCUAAUUAUGAAAACGCAAGUUUUUUCGAUGAUAACGCCAAUUUAGGCAGCUUUGAGCCGCUUUGGACUUGA